Molecule: messenger RNA, 630 nt
Organism: Thelazia callipaeda (thelaziosis nematode)
Lineage: Eukaryota; Metazoa; Nematoda; Chromadorea; Rhabditida; Thelaziidae
Source: the annotation of a GenBank genome assembly
AUGGCAAAGAACAACAGUAGACAAUGUAAUGAGGAGAUAAAACGAAAAUGUAUAAAGAGGUCGAAAGAAAAUGCAGAAGAGGCAAGAGUUAAAAUAGACAAGACAGAAGAGAAGAGAAGAGAAAAAAAAUAUGAAGUAGAAAAGCUAUAUAGGCAAGGGAAUUCAGCAAAAAACAUGGCUAGUGAAACAUCAGAGAUCAAUGAAGAAACAAAAACAUAUGUGGAAAACACCAUGGAUGAAGAGAAAUGGAGAAACAAUGAGAGAGCAACAGAAUCAAUGAAUGAGAGAAAACAAAGUUUCAUUGAGAGAAAAAAGUUGGAUAAGAUUAGGAGAGGCGAGGAAGAAAAUGAAACAAGAGAAUCAAGAACAAGUGAUAGAGGAGAUGAGGUAACGAGAGUAUACAAAAAAAUGGAUGGUACUAAAAAAGGUAGAAAUAAAGAAUACGAUGUAUCACAACAUAGGGAGGAGGUAAAAGUAGAAAGCAUGAUGGAGAGAGAGAAAUUAGAAGACAUAACGGAGUGUGUGAACUUCGAAAUGAACAAUGAGCUGGCCAAGCGAGGCAUCAAGUUCGUACAAGAGCUCGGUGAGCGUGACUUGCUCCUUAUCAGUUUGCAGGACUUGAGGGGUUGA